GGUGCCAAGGAUAGCUUUAUCAGGCCACUGAAGGAAGACAUCUUCUUGACUUGGUAGAUCUUUGGUUCGUUCCUGCUGUGCUACAAAUAUUCAGGGGUGAAUUAAGACUGGGAAGAUACAUACUAUACUGAGGGAAAAGAGGAAGUGUUAGAAGAGUUGAUCGCAAGAUGGAUGAAGGUCAGGGAGUUAGAUAUUGGUGCCACAGCUGCGAGGAAGUGAUCGAUCCUUCGCCAGAGAUGAAAUGCCCUAGCUGUGAGGGCGGGUUUGUGGAAGAAAUGAACUCUGGAGGCUUUGAACCAGCAGCAAACAUGAGGUCUGAUCGCUCCCUAUCACUUUUGACUCCACUGUUGCUUGGGAUGUUGGGGGGCUCGUCGCGGCGAUCAAGAGGCAGGAGGGAGACUGUUGAUGAUGACAACGAUGAGGAGGAGGAUGACGACGACGACGCUUCAGACCGUGAGCUUGAAGAUUCCGAUAGGAGGCGAAGGAGGGGCUCGUCGGCACUUGUUAGGCUGCUCCAAACUAUCCGCGAUGACAUAAGGGGCUUGGAUGGCAUUGACAGCGAUACAGAGAGAGACAUGGAGAGAGAAAGAAGGGAGAGGGAGAGGGAGCGGGAGCGGCGGCGGCGGGAGAGGCGGAUGGAGAUGGAAAGGGUGGGGCAGAGGGAGGGAGGGAGAGAGAGGACAGAGAGCCUAAUACUGAUCAACUCCAACAAUGAGGCUAUUAUCCUCCAAGGAACAUUUGGACCUGAUGACAACCAAGAGGCCUCAAGCAACACAAGUUCUGGUAUGUCACUUGGGGAUUACUUUCUUGGUCCUGGCUUAGAUCUACUCUUGCAGCGUUUGGCAGAGAGUGACCUCAAUCGUUCUGGCACACCACCUGCGAAGAAGGAAGCAGUAGCUGCACUGCCAACCGUGAACAUCGAGGAAGUGUUGGCCUGUUCAGUCUGUCUUGAGGAUUUUGAGAUGGGGGCAGAAGCAAAGGAGAUGCCAUGUCAACAUAAGUUCCACUCUCAUUGCAUCCUUCCAUGGCUGGAGUUCCACAGUUCUUGCCCAAUCUGUCGAUUUCAGUUGCCUACUGAGGAGACGAAGAACCCAUGUGAAUCAGCAAGCAGUGAUCAGGCCGUAAACAGUGAUGGAGACAAUGCUGCUGCAGGCAGUAGUGAUACAGAAAGUACUAACCGUAAUGGAGGCAACCAUUCUGGUAGUCCGAUCUUCUCUUCUUUGAGUGCACUCUUCUCGGAUCCAUCCUCAUCAUCUGAUGAUGAAGCCCCAAACUCUUAUGAGAGUUGAAGUAGGUACAUCUACAUUGCAGACAGCGUUGGAUGCAGGCUUGGGAUAUGGUGAAGGUGUUCUGAAAUAUGGUUCCUGAGAGGCUGGCAUCUUUAUCUUAUGGUUUCUGUACAUAUAUCUUUGAAUUGCCCCCCUGGAAGACAAACUAUUCUCUUCGCUUUUCUGAAAACCAUGUCGCUUGUAACCUUUUAGUGCCUGGUAUGGUAUGUUUACUUAUGCAAAAUAAAAGUUAGCAUCUAGCAUGUUUACCAUCUCUUGAAGAGCAGCAUGCAUAGUUGGAUCGCCAAUUUGGUUGACAGUAGUGUGACCAAUGUAAGGCUAAUCUCCUCCACUAGUUGUUUGGCAUCUGUAAAAGGUGACAUUAUGCCUUAUGUUUUUACUGUGAGAACCCCUUGGAACACAGCUGGAUAUAAUUUCUAUGAAGGGAAAGACCUUUUACUGAUCUUCA
Messenger RNA from Phragmites australis (common reed), 1737 nucleotides. Its product is annotated as E3 ubiquitin-protein ligase SIRP1-like. The transcript has 2 exons. The record is from RefSeq and is a predicted model, not a curated record. Lineage: Eukaryota; Viridiplantae; Streptophyta; Magnoliopsida; Poales; Poaceae. The coding region runs from base 168 to 1289 and encodes 373 amino acids. Gene Ontology annotation, cellular component: cytoplasm. Gene Ontology annotation, molecular function: ubiquitin protein ligase activity. Gene Ontology annotation, biological process: protein ubiquitination.